This is a messenger RNA of Saccharomyces paradoxus, 1272 nucleotides long. It is a transcript of the gene STE4, whose product is annotated as G protein subunit beta. NCBI's taxonomy places the organism in Eukaryota, Fungi, Ascomycota, Saccharomycetes, Saccharomycetales, Saccharomycetaceae. Gene Ontology annotation, molecular function: signaling receptor complex adaptor activity; protein binding. Gene Ontology annotation, biological process: G protein-coupled receptor signaling pathway. The coding region runs from base 1 to 1272 and encodes 423 amino acids. The record is from RefSeq and is a predicted model, not a curated record. Gene Ontology annotation, cellular component: cytoplasm; heterotrimeric G-protein complex. The transcript has a single exon.
AUGGCAGCACAUCAAAUGGACUCAAUAGCGUAUGCUAAUAACGUUACUCAACCAUACAUACAGCCACAAACUCUACACGAUAUUUCAGCUGUGGAGGAUGAAAUUCAAAAUAAAAUAGAGGCCGCCAGACAAGAGAGUAAACAGCUUCAUGCCCAAAUAAAUAAAGCAAAACAUAAGAUACAAGAUGCAAGCUUAUUCCAGAUGGCCAGUAAAGUCGUGUCGUUGACCAAAAAUAAGAUCAACUUGAAACCAAAUAUCGUAUUGAAAGGUCAUAAUAAUAAAAUCUCAGAUUUUCGCUGGAGUCGAGAUUCCAAACGUAUCCUGAGUGCAAGCCAAGAUGGCUUCAUGCUUAUAUGGGAUAGUGCUUCGGGUUUGAAACAAAACGCUAUUCCAUUGGAUUCCCAGUGGGUUCUCUCCUGUGCUAUCUCACCAUCGAGUAAUUUGGUAGCGAGUGCAGGACUAAACAAUAACUGUACCAUUUAUAGAGUUUCGAAAGAAAACAGAGUACAACAAAACGUUGCGUCAAUUUUUAAAGGACAUACUUGUUACAUUUCGGACAUUGAAUUCACAGACAACGCACAUAUAUUGACUGCAAGUGGGGAUAUGACGUGUGCCUUGUGGGAUAUACCGAAAGCAAAGAGAGUGAGAGAAUAUUCUGACCAUUUAGGUGACGUUUUGGCAUUAGCCAUUCCUGAAGAGUCAAACUCAGAAAAUUCCUCCAAUACAUUCGCCAGUUGUGGAUCAGAUGGGUAUACUUACAUAUGGGAUAACAGAUCUCCAUCCGCUGUACAAAGCUUCUACGUUAACGAUAGUGAUAUCAAUGCUCUUCGAUUUUUCAAAGACGGGAUGUCAAUUGUGACAGGAAGUGACAAUGGUGUAAUAAAUAUGUAUGAUUUAAGGUCAGACUGCUCUAUUGCUACUUUUUCUCUUUUCCGAGGUUAUGAAGAACGAAUCUCUACCCCUACUUAUAUGGCAGCUAACAUGGAGUACAAUACCGCUCAAUCACCAAAAACUCUAAAAUCAACGAGCUCAAGCUACCUAGACAACCAAGGUGUUGUUUCUUUAGACUUCAGUGCAUCAGGAAGAUUAAUGUACUCAUGUUAUACAGACAUUGGUUGUAUUGUGUGGGAUGUAUUGAAAGCAGAGAUUGUUGGAAAAUUGGAAGGUCAUGGUGGGAGAAUCACUGGUGUACGCUCCAGUCCAGAUGGGUUAGCUGUAUGUACAGGUUCUUGGGACUCGACUAUGAAAAUAUGGUCUCCAGGUUAUCAAUAG